GAGAGCUCCACACAGCCAGGCAGAGAGAAGGGAGUGCGCACAGUUCUGCUUUUCUCAUAAUCUGUGGUUUGCAAGAGAAGAAGCUGCAGCGCAGAUUCAGAGGAGAUAUUUGGGAACAUGCAUGGUGCAAACUGACCUGAGGAAAUAUGUUGACAUUGCCAUUCGAGGAACCUCAUUUGAUGCGUGAGCCGCGGUUCGGUGCCAGUUAUUCCCGUGAAAGCCUGCCUGAGAGCCUGGAGAAGGAGCACGACAGGUCCAACUCUGACAUGAGGGAGGCCGAGGAGGACAUGUCCGACAGAGAGGAGGAGGAGGAGAGGGAGAGCGAGCAGGAUGACAACGGGCUCCCUAAGAAGCGAGGCCCGCGAAAAAAGAAGCCCGGUAAGGAGUUCGAACGGACCAAAGUACGGCGGCACGAAGCGAACACCCGGGAGAGGUGCAGGAUGCACGGCCUGAACGACGCGUUGGAGAGCCUUCGCAAAGUUGUGCCGUGCUACUCAAAAACUCAAAAACUGUCCAAGAUCGAGACCCUGAGACUGGCUAAGAACUACAUCUGGGCCCUGUCAGAGACCCUGAGCGCGGGGAAGAGACCGGACCUGCUCGCCUUCGUGCAGACUUUGUGCAAAGGAUUAUCUCAGCCCACGACCAACUUGGUGGCCGGUUGUUUGCAGCUGAACGCGAGAAAUUUCCUCACAGACCACAACGGAGAGGUCAUGUUCUCUGGCAGGUCGCCAUACGAUGCCGUGUACCCCUACCCGGGCUCAGACGUGAACACGCCCCCCGGGCACAGCGGCAGCAGCGUGGACGGAGGUGCCAAGCCGUUCAGACACUACAGCUACAGCGGCGCGUACGAGCCCUACUACGAGAACCCGUCCCCGGAGGGCGGAAGUCCGCCUUUCGACGGUCAGAUGAGCCCCCCGAUGAACUUUAACGGGAUUUUCUCCCUAAAACACGACGAUCCACCAGACUACGGGAAAGGCAGCCACUAUGGAAUGCGCUACUGCAGUGCGCCAGGACGCACGGCUCUUGCGCACAACUCCAUGUACCGAGUGUCCCCAGAGGGCCGCUUCCCCUAUGAUUUGCACGUCCGCAGCCAGUCCUUCCAAGCACAAGGGGAAGUUAAUGGCUCUUUCCACAAUUAAUCAAUCAGCUGGACAAAGUUCAAGUUUCAGAAGCGAUGCAAUUUCCCCCGCAGAUGUCGAGAGUGGACUCCAGACACGCUGAUGCACUGCAAAAAUGCCAAUUGAAUCAAGUCAUUUAAUGUUGAAUACUCAGUCUUGUUUUUACUUUGAACCAUGAUGUAAAUCUGCAAAUUAGAUAUGAUAAUUUACUUCACAAAACGUGUGUCAAUAAGGCAGAAAAAAGAUACAACGAGGCUUUUGCUUUGGAAUGAAAUUAAACGAUUUCAUUCUGAAGGCAGAUCUCUGGUUCAAUCAACGAACAUUAAAAUGUAAAGGCUCACUGCCCCAUUUGUUUUGCAUAUGGACAACCACAAAUGUAAAGAAAUGGGUUAAGUACAUUGUUUUACAGUUAGAAUGUAUUAUGUAUUUGUUAAUGGCUGCACUGCAGAUGUAAGUCAGGUUAUUUAAAGCUAAUAUUGUGACAAUUCAUUCGAUGUUCUGCCUUUUAAUAAGGUUCCAGCAGUCAGUAAAAUAAUUUUCGUGGCAAAUAAAAUCAGCUAAAUAAACAACCGGGGAAGAAGAAUCUGAAUAACGCUUCGCCUCAUCAGGGAAGUUUGCUGAAACAUGAUUGGAGUUCAGAGAUUCAGUCUGUUAGCAAUAAAGGUCAAUUGAGCUAUGCAAGGCAGCCAAAUGCAAUCUUUGCUUAAACAAUGAUAAAUGUCUAUUUCCAUUCACAAGGCGUUUCUCAUUAUCUAAUAUAUAUUUAAAAUGAUGACAAUUAGGACCUACACAAAAUGAAUUAUUAAAAAAAGUGUUUGGUGCACGUGUUUAGGAGACCUGAUGAUGAUGUCAUCUGAACUGGUCCUAUAAAUACAGGAAGUUUUGGGGGGAAAAAGUUAAAAACUAAAUGCAUUUGUAUUUGGAGUAAAUAGUGUGGCAUCGAGGUGAAUGUAAAUUAUUAUUGUAUUCAUUUAUUUAAGCUUAUUUAUUAUAAGUCCUUCAAUUUGAAUGUGGAUAAUAUAUUAUUAAAACAAUAUUGUAAAAUCAACAGUUGACAUGUGAAUUUCCAUACAUUUAAAGUUUGUUUCUGUUGCAUUGGUGUAUAUUUCACUGCAGAUGGAAGUAAAAUAAAUUUGUGUGAGGUUAACAAGAUGUUUCCAAACUAUAUGGAUCUGAAAAACAUGCCUUAAAAAAAUAGAUGCUGACGUCAAUAUGCAACGAAAUGACAGUUUUGGAUAGUUUGAUGUGAACUUUUUACAGAGUGAUGCACUUCAUGUAUUCCUGCACAAUGUUGGUGACUGUGCUCCCAUAAAUUGAUUUUGUAACUUUACCCGAAUGAAGAAUGAUUAUUGGAUAUAUUCUGAACUUUUAUUUCUCUCUUUAGCACACACACUCUUGAAAACUCGUUAUGGAUCGAAAUAUUCGUGAAGUAAUGUGUUAAUGUUUUGUGAUGUGUUUGUCUCAAUAAAAUUAAGAAGCUGUGAGGGGCUUUCUGUGCAGCUUCUUGACUGUCUGUGAAAACCAUCGACAGGAGGAAAAUGGCGAUUGAAUAAAUGUGAUAUUAAUAAAUCAAAAA
Notothenia coriiceps (black rockcod) is the source of this 2694-nucleotide messenger RNA. It is a transcript of the gene neurod6b, whose product is annotated as neuronal differentiation 6b. Gene Ontology annotation, molecular function: protein dimerization activity; E-box binding; DNA-binding transcription factor activity, RNA polymerase II-specific. Gene Ontology annotation, cellular component: nucleus. The record is from RefSeq and is a predicted model, not a curated record. Gene Ontology annotation, biological process: positive regulation of transcription by RNA polymerase II; sensory organ development; axon development. The coding region runs from base 147 to 1139 and encodes 330 amino acids. The transcript is spliced from 2 exons. Lineage: Eukaryota; Metazoa; Chordata; Actinopteri; Perciformes; Nototheniidae.